Molecule: messenger RNA, 1224 nt
Organism: Penicillium taxi
Lineage: Eukaryota; Fungi; Ascomycota; Eurotiomycetes; Eurotiales; Aspergillaceae
Product: WD repeat protein
Exons: 1
Coding region: 1-1224 (407 amino acids)
Biological process (GO): protein polyubiquitination; proteasome-mediated ubiquitin-dependent protein catabolic process; transcription-coupled nucleotide-excision repair
Cellular component (GO): Cul4A-RING E3 ubiquitin ligase complex; nucleotide-excision repair complex
Molecular function (GO): protein binding
Source: RefSeq, a predicted model, not a curated record
AUGGUCUCUGCCGGCGCAGAUCCAUCUAUCCAUCUCUGGGACCUUGAAACGAGAGGCGCAGAGCUAAAUUAUAUCCACCGGUCUCAUGCAUCAAUCAGUAAAUCGGCACACCCGGACGCGCAUACUCACUCCAUCACUUCGUUGUCUAUCUACCCGUUCGACCCCGUUCCUACGAAUAUUUUCACCACAUCCUAUGACCAGACAUUGAAGCUUUCAGUGCUGGGACCGGCAGCUAUCAAGCCGGUCCACACAUUCAAGCUCCAUUGCACGCCACACGCGCAUGCGUUCUCCUCCAAGCCUCAUUCAACGUUACUCGUUGCGGUGGGUACAUCAGAGAACGCCGUCCGCCUAGUGGAUCUACGAUCAGGACUAGCGACACAAGGUCUGCCAGGGCACACCGGCCCUGUGCUGUCAGUAGACUGGGCACCGCAUCGGCCCUACCUGCUAGCUUCUGGCUCGGUCGACCACAGAGUGAUAAUAUUCGAUGUCCGACGCGGUGGCUUUAACUCUGCCAUCGCAAGCUUUGACAUGGAUGACCCAGUCGGAUUAGUACCACCCGGGUCAUCAGCGACAGUAAGUCGACCAGCGUACUCCACACAAGCCCGUGCACACAACGGAGCUGUAACAGGAGUCCGCUGGACGUCUACUGGCAGCAAACUCGUCACAUCGGGCCAAGACUCCCGCAUAAGAGUGUGGGAUACAAGCACAGGCGCAAACACAUUAGUGCACUUUGGACCUCGUGUCCGAAAUGCAGUUUCUGCACAAUUAGUAGAGCGACCACCGCUGCUCAUACCUAAAAGUUUCAUGCUACCAGGCUACGAAAGCUUCAUAUGGCCUAACUUCACGAAUGGAGACGACAAGGGCGAUAUGUACAUGUUUGAGAUUGCCGAGGGUACGCUCAUCAAGCGACUCCAUGUGCCUGGUCUUGUGGGUACAUCACAUACCCAAAGCCGGCCCGGUGCGCUCACUGCUGGCAGUGCGGGGCGAAUCAAUGAUUUGGCCUGGCGCAGCAACGGAGGGAAUGGUGCGUCAGGUCAAGGGUUAGAGCUUUUCUCUGCGCAUGGUGAUGGGACGAUUCGGGCUUGGGUUUCUGGGCAGCCGGAUGCAGAACCUGCUGAAGAUGAAGAAUAUCGUAAGAGGAAGCGUGAUGUGCUAGACGACAUGUACAAGUCAUUCGCAGCUCCUAAUAUUCCGUUCGGGAAAAUCCCGGGUGGUGAUCAUUGA